Pseudocercospora fijiensis CIRAD86 is the source of this 246-nucleotide messenger RNA. RefSeq lists its product as uncharacterized. The transcript is spliced from 3 exons. NCBI's taxonomy places the organism in Eukaryota, Fungi, Ascomycota, Dothideomycetes, Mycosphaerellales, Mycosphaerellaceae. Bases 1 to 246 code for a protein of 81 amino acids. The record is from RefSeq and is a predicted model, not a curated record.
AUGCUAAAACGUGCGGAGUUCAUGGAAUCAUGUGAACCCGUCCGUCUCUCAAACCGAACAAUCUUUUCAAUGCUGUCAAAUUGGGUUCGGUGUAUAUGUAUAUGGUAUUCGUUGCGGUUGAAACUUGAGGGGAUUUAUGGGCUGUUUAUUGAAUUUGGACCUAUAUGUGAUGAUUUGGCGGCUAGGAUGGGGGGGGAGCGGGGGGGGGGGGGGUUGGAUUAUGCCCGUUACUUCUUGGAUGGGUGA